GGAAGGCUUGGAGUGAUUCUGGAAACUUAAGGAGACACAUGAGAAAAACUCACCCAGGAGAAGAGAUGGUUGUUAAGAGGCUCGCCAAUCAGAGGAGCAACCCUACAGGAAAUGUGGAGGAAAUUAAUGUGGAUUCAAUGAAAUGGGAGGAGCAGGGAACGUCUUGGUCACUCCAACCGAAAGAGGACAUUAGAGGGAUACAGGAGGAUGGUAGCGGUGCACCCGUGAGUCCCAGCCAGGCUGAUGAUGAUGAUGUGGACUGCAACGUUGAGGACAGGGAUUGGUUGCCUAGCAUCGGACUGAAGGCGGAGCCCAUGAGUCCCAGCCAAUCCGAUGAUGGUGAUGACGCUGCAGACUGCAAAGAAGAAUGGAACGAAGAGGGAGGCGCUAGUUUGCCUAGCAACAGAUUGGAGGCGGAGUCAGCUCCAGAGAGGCACACAGCAGAAAAGAGGGAGAGUGGCGACAAGCCUCCCCGGCCCCCCUCCAGCCUCCCAGAGUCCCCGGGUCCUGCCUCUCCCAGUAGUGCCUUACUGUGGGGUCUGAAGACGGUGUCUGUGCGGCUGGUCGACUGCAGGAAAACACCGGGGCAGAGUGGCCAUAUAAUACACAAGACAACACAGACAGGAGAGAAACCCCACAGCUCGUCUAAUGCUGGACAACACAAAACCCUCUCAGGAGACAGGCCUAGCUCCCAUAUCUGUGAUCACUGUGGGAAGAAUUUUGUCACAGCUACCAAUCUGAAAACACAUUUACUGUAUCUGACUGGAGAGAAACCACACGUGUGCUCUGAAUGCGGAAAGAGAUUCACACAGGCCGGCUGUCUUAAGAGACACCUGAGAACUCAUACGGGGGAGAAACCGUACGUCUGCCCUCGUUGUGGGAAGGCUUGGAGUGAUUCUGGAAACUUAAAGAGACACAUGAGAAGUCAUACUGUUAAACAACACACAGUUAAACCUCACCACUGCUUGGAUUGUGGGAAGCAAUUCAUUGUAAAAUCAAGCCUUAAACAUCACCGGCUUGUUUUUCAUACAGACCACCCUCACCGCUGUGGUCAAUGUAAGAAGAGCUUCAUAACUGCAGAAAGACUGGAAUCACACAUAAAGACACAACACCCGCCAAAUGAUCCUCUGAAGAACCCACAUGUGUGCUCUGAAUGUGGAAAGGGAUUCCAUCAGGCCGGCUGUCUUAAGAGACACCUGAGAACUCAUACAGGGGAGAAACCCUACAUCUGCCCUCUUUGUGGGAAGGCUUGGAGUGAUUCUGGAAACUUAAGGAGACACAUGAAAAGAACUCACCCACCACACAAUCAGAUAAUCCCUAAUCCCUACCCACAUCAGACUCAAUUGUAA
This is a messenger RNA of Coregonus clupeaformis (lake whitefish), 1349 nucleotides long. Its product is annotated as gastrula zinc finger protein XlCGF57.1-like. The transcript is spliced from 2 exons. Gene Ontology annotation, molecular function: RNA polymerase II cis-regulatory region sequence-specific DNA binding; DNA-binding transcription activator activity, RNA polymerase II-specific. NCBI's taxonomy places the organism in Eukaryota, Metazoa, Chordata, Actinopteri, Salmoniformes, Salmonidae. Gene Ontology annotation, biological process: regulation of transcription by RNA polymerase II. Gene Ontology annotation, cellular component: nucleus. The record is from RefSeq and is a predicted model, not a curated record. The coding region runs from base 39 to 1349 and encodes 436 amino acids.